AUUUUAAAAAAUUUUCGUUUGAAAGACGUUAUCUCAAGAAACAAUAACCGAGAAUUUGUUUAAUUUUGUAAUAUAGAAACAUUUUUAUUUUAAAACUACAAGUCGACCCAGUUAUUAACUGCUGAUCAUUUCAACAUUAUUGAUACCGAUGUAUUUUUAAGUUCAACGUCAUUAAUUAUUUUAGUUGGCACGCGGUAGUCUUCAAGUGUCGUUUACAUCGCAUUUUACUUCAAAUAAUAUCAAGAUUCCACACUACAAGAUGGAUGAUUUUCUCAAAAUUGAGAAAAUCGGUGAAGGUACCUACGGUGUAGUGUACAAAGGUAAAAAUAAAAUCACAGGUCAAUUUGUAGCCAUGAAAAAAAUUCGUUUGGAAUCUGAAGAUGAAGGCAUACCGUCAACGGCUAUAAGAGAAAUAUCAUUGCUGAAGGAAUUGAACCAUCCGAACAUUGUAAAACUAGAAGAUGUUCUAAUGGAAGAGUCCCGCCUUUAUCUUAUUUUUGAAUUUCUCUCUAUGGAUCUGAAGAAAUACAUGGAUUCCCUGGGUUCGGGGAAGUUUAUGGACCCAGCGGUGGUGAAGAGCUACUUGUAUCAGAUAAACAAUGCAAUACUGUAUUGCCAUCAGCGACGUAUCCUGCAUAGAGAUCUCAAACCUCAGAACUUGCUUAUAGAUAAGACUGGUAUUAUUAAGGUAGCUGAUUUUGGACUGGGUCGUGCAUUUGGUGUACCAGUUCGUGUGUACACUCAUGAAGUGGUCACUCUCUGGUAUAGAGCACCAGAAGUACUACUAGGUAGUCAAAGAUAUUCAUGCCCUAUAGACAUUUGGUCUGUGGGCUGCAUAUUUUCUGAAAUGUCAUCAAAAAAACCCCUGUUCCAAGGGGACUCGGAGAUUGAUCAACUCUUCCGCAUCUUCAGGAUGCUACGCACCCCUACAGAGGAGAUCUGGCCAGGUGUGUCUUCUCUGCCCGACUACAAACCCACCUUCCCUAACUGGAAUACAUUUAAUCUCCACAACCAUGUACAAAACCUGGACGAAGUUGGAAUGGAUCUCCUACAGAAGAUGUUAAUAUACGAUCCAGUGAAGCGUAUAUCCGCGAAGGAUGCUCGUCGUCACCGAUACUUCCGUGGCGUGAAGCUACCGUCCGGGCUGACUAUUGACUCGGCCUACAUCUGCUACGUAUCGGAGGACUCGCCAGACUCCGACGGUACCGCGCAGUGCGUUUAGUCAAUACACACGUCCCGACUGACCACUUAGUUAUUAAGUCUUGAGUCUACACUUUAUUCCAUAUCAGGACAGUAAGACUUUCACACAUACAUGAAUCGUGAAUUCAUACAAAUCUCUUUUAGUUAAAAAAAAAAAAAAACUUAAUAAUACUUUUUUAUUGAAGUAAACUUAAUUAUAAGUAUUUUUAAUAUUGAUUUUAUAUGAUUCGCCCAUUCAAAAUGCAGUUUUCAUUACUCACACACUCAUGUUCGCGAAAAAUUAUUAAAAAGACGAAUCUGUGUAAAAUUUCACGAUUACAGCUUUUUUCGUUUUUCAAUCCACAAUUAGUGUUUCUAUACUUUAAGUAGCUGAUGUAUGUUGAUUGUUGAGUGUGUACUCGAUUGAGAGCACUUGGGUCUAUAUAUGUCUUGUGUUAAACUGCUAAACUCAAUUUUACAGAAUCUACAUGCAUUAUAUUGGUUAGAUCGGUGAUUUGACAAUUCAUAAUGUCACGAUUCUAAUUUAUUUGUGAAAGUCUAUUCGUAAUAUAUGAAUUUAUAGCUAAAUAUCAAUGACAAAUGUGUGUGAACGACUGGUAAUCGUAUGGGCAGGUACAAACAUUCUUAUUAUAAAAAAUAAUUGCUCCAAGCGAUUCUUUGGACAUAUAUUUGAACCGACAACAAUUUUGCAACAAUAUUUAUGUGUUGUAGUUGCCGCCCUCUUUUAUGUCUGAUAUUAUGAUUUAAGAUAGAAUAUUGAAUAGAUUCAAAAACCAACGUUUACGUGAGUUGCGCGCAUAGUAGUCCAAUAUCCAAUGACUUACAAUUGCAAACAAGCCAUUUGUUAGUCAGACUCCAAAAAUUUCUAGUAUAUAAGUCUGCAUAUAAGCUGCCAUAAAAUUUGCUCAUAUAGUCGCCAAUAUAGAAUGUAUAUCGUUAUUGUAAUUUGUCGGAUGUGAAAAGAAUUGAUUUUAUUAAGGCAAUAUUCCAUAUUAAACUAUGAUGCAAAAGAUUGUGUCAGGGACUGAUAUUUACAUAUGGCUUGCUUAUUUGUUCUCAUUAUAAUAAAUAUUAAAAUGCAAGGGAAUGUAGGUUUUGUUAAAAAUAGACAAAUUAUUCUAUAUAAUGUUCCUGAAAAUAAUUUACAUUAAAAUUCUAAGACAUUGAAAUUAAUUCACAUAAUCACACAAUUUUCUUGCAAUUAUAUCAAAUACUGAUUAAAACCUACAAUAUUCAUAUUUUUUACAGAUAUUGAUUGUAUUCUACUUUAUAGACAUGAUUUAGUUAGUGAUUGCUUCGAAAUGAUCAAAUGAGAUAAUAAACCUCAACAAAACUUAUGUGUAUCUUCGAAGCUAGAACAUUUAGGCAAUAGUAAGACUGCUUUGUUAAUUGAAAUGAGGCGAAGAGAAUCUUAUGAUUGAUGCACAAGGGUUACUAUUGCUUGGGUGACUAUAUACUAUAUAUAUAUACGAAGAAUUUUUAAAACAUAUCUAGUGUCCAAUUCGAUUCUUUGUGUCAAAAAUAUGUUCAUCAAAAGAUAGAAGCCCAUAUGUAGUCAUUCCAAUAGUUAAUAUCAAUAUUUUUUCACUAUAUCGAAUCUCUUUGGUGCUGUCUGAGAUUCCAUUUUCAAUCACAAGCUGAUCAAAAUUAUAAAUAUAGUAAUGACUUAAAAUAUAUUUUAAAUAGAAUAGUUUAAGCAUCGAGAAGUGACUGGCAUUAUACAAAAGAAUUUUAUAUGUAACCUGUGGCCUUUGAGUAUUGUAAAUAUGGUAUUUGUACUGAAAUGUUACUGUGUGGUGUAUACUAUCGACUAAAUUUUGCUAAAUUAUUUUUCGCAAUGUUGUCAAAAUGGAAUAGCCUUAGUUUUAGUGUCCUAUACCCUAAUGUAGCCUUGUUCAAUGUUUUUUUUUCUUACAUUACGUUUAUUAUAUUUGUAUAUAUAUAUAUCAUUAAAGCACCCUUCAUACAUCUUUGAGUAUGACAUACGCAACCUAAUUCGCAUUAUACAUUAAAAUGCACAAGUACAUACAUACCGUCUCUGUAUUUAUGUGUGUAAUAAAUGUAUACUGUCCUUACGUGGAUUGGAGCUCAAGUUCCUAUCUCGGAGCUAUGUGAAUGUAGCUUUAUUAUGAUUUCAUAAAUGAAUAUUUUGAAUACAUUUAAAAGAUCGAGUUAUACUCUACUAUAAUGUAAGUAAAAUUUAGUCGAAUAGUUUUCUUUUUUUCUUGUUUUCUUCUAGCCUUAUAAGGGCCCUUAGCAGUAGCUUUUAUAAAUGAAUACGCGAGUUUUAGUUUUAAUAUUUAUAAGGUGCUUCUUAUCUUCUUUGUUUUCAUACAAACUCAUGUCUGGAAUGCGAGUUUUGUUGAAACGCAGUGAAUGCACCUUCAUAAGAGGCGACGCUUGAUAUGCUUCUCGUAAACUUAGAUAAUAAUAAAUUGACAUCCCACAGCUGGCUACGGAAAUAUUGGUAUAAAGGCGGGCCUUUAGCGUACAUUAUGAGAGCGCAAAAUGAAAUUCUUCUUUAUUUAAAACUUUAUUCGCUGAAUGUAACCAUAAUAAUAAUUGUACCGGUAUGUCAGCGUCUGUUUAUUGUGAUUGUCAACUAUUUCAUUAAGAUUAUAUUUGUUCACUGCGUUUAUAGUGUGUUCUAUAUUUGUUCUUUGUGAUUUAUUUGUUCGUAUUUAAACGGUAUGAUUUAUUAAUGAAAUGCAUUUAAUUAUAAUUCAUUAUAACUCGAGUAAGAUUUAAUUGAUUUAAUUUAGUAGCUAGUUUAAUUUGUAAUAUAUGAUUAUUUUUAGUAA
This is a messenger RNA of Galleria mellonella (greater wax moth), 4001 nucleotides long. RefSeq names its product cyclin-dependent kinase 1 (gene Cdk1). Gene Ontology annotation, molecular function: RNA polymerase II CTD heptapeptide repeat kinase activity; cyclin-dependent protein serine/threonine kinase activity; ATP binding. The transcript is spliced from 7 exons. Bases 260 to 1222 code for a protein of 320 amino acids. Gene Ontology annotation, cellular component: nucleus. The record is from RefSeq and is a predicted model, not a curated record. Gene Ontology annotation, biological process: protein phosphorylation; mitotic G2 DNA damage checkpoint signaling; G2/M transition of mitotic cell cycle. Lineage: Eukaryota; Metazoa; Arthropoda; Insecta; Lepidoptera; Pyralidae.